AUGACUCUGUACGAGUACAGCCCUCUGCGCUUUGGAUACAUUCGAGUCUUCCGCUUGCUUCCAGCUGUCGACCAUGGCUCCGUGCUGUGGGGUGAUUUCACGCUGCUCAAUCUGCACUAUGUGACGAGAGUCAAGGCCAAUGAGGUGGACGAUCGCCCUCCUAGUCGCUCACCAGCGAACUACGAGGCCCUGUCGUACGCCUGGGGCAAGGAAGACAAGCCGAGAGUCCUGAGCACCUCAUCAGGCACCAUCGCCAUCACUGAAUCGCUCUUCUCUGGCCUCACGCGCUUAAGAAAGACGGACGUGGAGCGAUUCAUAUGGGCUGAUGCGAUCUGUAUUAACCAGGUGGACUUGGAAGAGAAAGAGAGUCAGAUCGGGAUGAUGGCGGACAUCUAUUCUCUUGCUGCCCGGGUAAUCUGUGACCUCGGAGAAGCUACUGAUGACGGUGAUUUUGAGGCGAUGAAAGUGAUGAAGAGCGCCAGGACCGACUGGGCCUGGACCAUCGAGGCUCGUGCCGAGUGUCGCGUGGCCCUUCUCCAGCUCCUGACGCGGCCCUGGUUCGGCCGCCUCUGGGUUGUGCAGGAGUUCUUCCUGGCUAGCCGGGUUGCCCUGCUCCUGGGCCGAGAGUGUUUUGACUGGAAGUCACUCAUGACUGCGCUCCUUCGUACCACGGACAGGACCAAUGCCGGCACCGUGAUGCAGAACUGGCCGUAUCUAAGCCUCUGCACGCAGCGCUACAAGCACGACCAGGAGUUCACGAGGGAACCUCUGAUCACCAAUAUCCAGAGAUACUCCUACCGCAAGGUGGGCAAUCCGAGAGAUCGGUACUUUGCCCUCCUAGCCAUGUCUUCAGAUGCAUUUCUUGGGGAACUGGCGCCAGACUACAGAAGUCCAAUAUCCGUCAUCAUUCGGCGCUUCGGACGGCACUUUCUUACCGCUUCGGAAGGCAUCAAGGCGUUAUGUGUCGCUGGGAUACAUGGAGUGACUUGCGACAACUGCUCGCAGGGCAAAUGCGAUAACUGUCUCCCGAGCUGGAUGCCGAAUUUUACAAGGGUAGGUUUCAGGAGACAUCCGUUGUUGAUGGAUGACAGGUUCCUUGCCUGUGGUCCAGUUUCAGCCCGGCUUCAAAUCGAUCAUCGAGGAGAUCAUCUCCGCCUCAUUGGGGCGUAUGUGGACAGGGUCACCAACGUCCUCGUUAGCGAUGAUGAUGACCUGCCAAACCCAGUGACCAUGUGCAGAGAGGCAAUCGAGUUCUUUCUCUGUACUGAUGAUCCGGACUCGCGAAAUAUGAGGUAUCCGUAUACGAGACAGCCCAAGAUCGAUGCAGCAUGGCAGACCAUCUGCCACCAUGGUAGCCCGGGAACAGCCAGUGCUGAUCUGACUUCAAGCUUGGAUCGAGGAUUUCGGUAUUUUCAUCGCUCGCUGCUAGCAAGCACAGGAAAGAAAAGCAAAAGCGUCCCAGAAGCACAAAAUCCGGACGACCUACAGGCUCAAUCGGUAUUCUUUAAGGCGUUCAGCGGCAAGUCAAGAUAG
Thyridium curvatum is the source of this 1533-nucleotide messenger RNA. RefSeq lists its product as uncharacterized. Lineage: Eukaryota; Fungi; Ascomycota; Sordariomycetes; Thyridiales; Thyridiaceae. The transcript has a single exon. Bases 1 to 1533 code for a protein of 510 amino acids. The record is from RefSeq and is a predicted model, not a curated record.